CUGGUAGUGCUUGCAUCGUCUUAUAAACAUGAUGUUGUUGCUGCGGAAGUUGCCUCUCGCAUUUUUCGUUCACACGUUCAUGCGCGUAAGCGCCAGUGGAGACGGUCCAAGUUUUUUCAGUGAGAGCGUCGGGCGAGGCGUCCUAGGGAGCUUUGUGUCGGUGUCACACUCCGGUUUACUUCAGGUCCCUGUCACAGACUCCGUCUCCGAGCAUCAAAGCGAAUGCGCUAUAUUCGCAGGCGCAGUGCUAGAAGACGGAGGAGAAGGUUCUACUCAUCCGCAGGAUAGAGGAAGUUCGACUCCAAAGCAGGCGGGCGACUGCUUUCCGACGAACGAUGACGUAUUCUUCAAUAUGGGUGAAGUUGCGCGCUGGAGCCAAGCUUCAGAACAUCUCAAGGUUGAGAACGCGAUAAAGCAUAUUUCAAUUUCAUCAAGACGAUUGUACACGAAGUUCAUGCAUUGUAUUUCGAGUAACAGCAAUAAGGAUAACAGUCAGGACGACGCCCUCGUCGCGCACGAACACAACGAACUGCAUGAAAUUUCGAAGAGGUACACGAAUCCGUUCCAUCGUCCGGACCAUCACGUGUUCGAGUUUAUCAGUGCAGGUUCCUACGGGGCAGUUUUCAAAGAAAGCACCGUAACGGAACUGGUAUCGGCUGAGCAACCAUCAUGGGCAGUCAAAGUACAGAUGGCUCCUGAAAUGUUGGCAGAAAGUGACUUUAUUGGUAAGAAAGAAGAAUGACGCUAUUUAUCGAGAAGCCUACUACGCCGCUUUAGAGACAUUUAGGCAGGAUCUUGAAGGUUGCGUGCACUUGGCAAUUUCAGGGACAAGCGACUAUUUUGUUGAAACGUUUCGCGUUUAUAGAGUGCCAAGAUUUUAUUUUUUCUCUGGCGGUGUGGGUGGUAUGGGCAAUAGCCUUAUCGCAGAAAUGGAGCACUACAAUCUGGGUUCAGCUAUGGAAUGGAAACGCAGGUGCAUGAUGCCGGGUGAUAGUAAGUCGAAGUCUCCCUCCCCCGCUCCCUCACCAGGUCAAAUGUCAUCACGCUUGGGCUUGUGGCUGUUUCGACUUCUAACUUUCGGAUUGAGGCUUAUCUAUGGUACCCAGUGCAUGCAUUCUUUUCAUGUGAUCACGCACCAGGACCUCAAACUACAGAACAUUUUGUGUAGGAACAUGCCUUCGGCGGUGGAGACCGAGACCGAGCCUUAUCAUGAAAUGAUCAAGACAGAGAACAAGGAUGGUGAAAGUGAUCAUUGCUUUUGCUGGCCCGUGAUCGCCGACUUCGGGCAAGUAACACACAGGAAUGCACAGAAUUAUUGGAGGCGAUCUGGCGCAUGGAACGCAGAUCCAAUCGAAAACGCAAGUGUGGCGGAAACCGACAUUUGGCAAGUUGGAUACACUCUUUCCACUAUUCUCUACACGAAGCAAUUUGAUAGUUGCAGUAGCUCUCUGUGUGCCGAUCCCGAUUUGGAUAACGUCUCUAACGACAACUUGCUGUUGCUCCAUGACUGUAAGAAAUCAAGCCGCAGGCAGACUCAGCUGCCACCACGGACCGUUAUUGAAGGAACCGCUAAGGAGAAAGGGAUUCUGCAGCGUGUCGAGACCGCUAUUCGUAAAUACGCACUGAAUUGCAACCCAAGCGUACGGGAUUUAAAGACUCUUCGGACAACGCUCCACUCGAGUCUAGACAACCUGGUUCAAGAUCAGAGAUUCGAUGCCGAAACAGAAGAAGUCGAGCAGGGACAAGGGGAAGGCGUAGACGCGUCAUGUAAGACGAAGCUGAAGUUUAUCAAACAUGAUACAAAUUUUUUGAUGUCUUCACUAGUUUCCGUCGAAGUAAAUCGAGAAAAAGACGCCUCGCGCUCAGACUCGCCUUCUGAUGAAGCCAAAAAUCUUAUUCCGGCAAGCCAGAAGAUGAAGAUCGGAGCAAAAACUACCAGCGCAGAAACAUCCAUGACGAAAUCGGACUUGGGAAUGGAUACGAGAAGUGUCGAAAAUAGUCACAGUGACGUGUCACAUUCGGAUCCUCAGCAUCCUUCGCCUCAGGCUGAUACCGAAGCGAAGGCAGUUGCAGCAACAAACAACGUCGACAGAUCUGUGUCACUUUCUGCUUCAACAGGAAAAAAGAAGACCAUGUCCGAGCAGACUACGCAUGUUAAGCGCCUCUCUAAUGAGGACGGCAAAGACGGUGACGCGCGCCACUUUGAGGAUGUAGGAGAGACUCGCACGAGCCCGGGGGAGCCUCACUUUCCUCCAGCAGAUGCUGGACUGUUUCCGACCGCCGAACCUAGCAGCAAAAAAGCAAUAAUCGGGCCACAGAAAGGGGGUGACGAGGAGGAAAAGGCACCAGCUUCAACUGGGUCACGCAGUGCACUCAUAGCAGUAUCGGUAGAGUCUGCCGUAGUGGAAUCUGAGGGAGCUGCGUCAACUAGUGCCGUAAACAUGAAUCCGCGGAGGCUGACGGUCAUCGAGGUUGAAACUAUUGCGGACAAUUUUGUCGUUCGUUCUCUUGCUGAGCAUUCCACAGAUGAUGCGUGGGCAGCAGCUUCAAAGCUCGUCAUACUGCCCAAGCCCGGAGGCGUAGUAGGAGACACAGACAGAGACACUUCAACUUCACCCGUCUCCAUAUCGACACCCCUCGACUGUCUCAAAGGCACCCUCGAUGCAAAAGCGCUGAAUAACAUGGCAUCGAAUGAUGCUGUAUCGGAAGAAUCAUUAUUGCCCCAGAGAUAUGCGAAAGUAGUGGGCGCCUGGGCUUCCCCUUCGCCUUCCUCUGAGAGUCUGAUGGUCCUCAAUGAUGGC
Molecule: messenger RNA, 2801 nt
Organism: Amoebophrya sp. A25
Lineage: Eukaryota; Dinophyceae; Syndiniales; Amoebophryaceae
Source: the annotation of a GenBank genome assembly